GCGACCCCCAAGUAUGCAGGAAAUUGUUUUUGAACAUCUUUUGUACGCAGUGCAUUCAUUACUCAAUCUUCCAACUUCAAACAACGUACCAAUCGUUCGCUAACCUGGUGGUAUGCCUCCACCACAACCGUGCGCCCCUCCAGACCCUCUAAAUGCCCCGGCACGCCGAUUGGGAACGGCAACUCACCAGCAUGGAGCGGCAUACCAUCUACGAUACCCUUCUCGAAAGAUCCGCAAGUGGCAUACUGAGUCGUGGAGACUUCGUGGACGCUGCAAAGGACUUCAACUGUCAAGCACGCACAGGUUCGCGCGUGUGGUAUCGUGGACGAAAGUCGAUACUGAACGGCGAUGUCGUGGCGGACGAUGAUGAACAAGUGGCGGCGCGAACUGUCAAGUGGAAGCACUUCAUUACUAAGGUCAUGUUUUUGGCGGCUGUUGCCCGCCCACGUUUUGACCCGCACACUAGGCGCGUUUUUGAUGACAAUAUUGGCGUGUGGUCGUUCGUGGAGGUCGUGGCGGUGAAGCGAAAAAGCGUCAAUCGCGACAAGGGAACCUUGGUGACUGUUCCCUUGUCUGUGAACGCUGAGGAGCUUGUCGAUGCUGUGCAAGCCGCGUUCUAUGAAAUGCCUGUUGCUACCCUCUCGAAAACAUUUAUAACUGUGCAAAAAGUUAUGGAAAUGUCGAUUGCAAUUCAUGGAAGUAAUGACUACAAGCUUCCGCACAUGAAUAAAGACGCCAAGAUAGCCGACCUCGCCUCGUACAAUGUCAAGUGCGAUGGAACAAUCUAUGAGAGUGCACUCAUGCAUUUGAAUUGCCGCUUGGAACAAGAAGCACACCUCGAAGCAAUCGUAAACUCCCAAGAUCAAGACACCUCCGGCAUUUAA
Messenger RNA from Aphanomyces astaci, 884 nucleotides. RefSeq lists its product as hypothetical. The transcript is spliced from 3 exons. The coding region runs from base 153 to 884 and encodes 243 amino acids. The record is from RefSeq and is a predicted model, not a curated record. NCBI's taxonomy places the organism in Eukaryota, Oomycota, Saprolegniomycetes, Saprolegniales, Verrucalvaceae.